This is a messenger RNA of Anastrepha ludens (Mexican fruit fly), 2922 nucleotides long. Its product is annotated as glycerol kinase-like. The record is from RefSeq and is a predicted model, not a curated record. Gene Ontology annotation, cellular component: mitochondrion. NCBI's taxonomy places the organism in Eukaryota, Metazoa, Arthropoda, Insecta, Diptera, Tephritidae. Gene Ontology annotation, molecular function: glycerol kinase activity. The transcript has 3 exons. The coding region runs from base 407 to 2119 and encodes 570 amino acids. Gene Ontology annotation, biological process: glycerol-3-phosphate biosynthetic process; glycerol metabolic process; triglyceride metabolic process.
AUGCACUUAAUAAACGUGUUCAGAAUUGCAAAUAGCAAAAGGUGGGCUCGGCUCAUUUCUUUUAAUAACAAUCGCUGUGCGUUUGUCUUUGUUUAUAUUAAGAGAAACAAAUGUGAUGUUUGAAGUGAAGGAAAUAUAAAAUGAAAAUAAAUGUAAAUGCGUAGAUAUGUACUUAAAAACUAAUCGCACGCUAUUCUUAUAAAUCAACCGAGUAUAGUGUUCUGCAAAAUACCAACGACUACAAUAAUUGCAUAAAAUGUUUUGUCACUCUCUAAUACAACAACUUAAUACAACAUAACCAUCCGGAUAAUGAGCAAAUGGUUGCUAAUUUGGCUUAGAGUGACCCAAAAUUAGUUUGUUACGUGACGAGGCAGCUAACUGGUUAGUCACUGGAAGCACCGCAAUCAUGACGGAAGGCAAACGCCUGUUGAAUGGGGCAAAGUGCCGUAUAAUUACUUCACAAAAUCCAUCUACGACAAGCAAGAGUCUCGUGGGGGUCAUCGAUGAAGGCACCAGCAGCGUUCAAUUCUCAUUAUACUCGGUGCCUUUCUUCAAAGAAGUGGCAAACUAUCAAAUCGAAUUGACGAUGAUCACACCGCAGGAUGGCUGGUUUGAACAAAACCCGUUGGAACUGAUGGAUGCCAUUUAUGAAUGCUGCGAAAAAGCUUGCGCUCAGCUACCCGCAUUGGGCUACAGCGUUGCUGAUAUUAGCUGCAUUGGAAUUACAGAUCAGCGAGAAACGACUAUAGUUUGGGAUUCACGUACUGGCCAGCCGCUGUAUAAUGCGCUUGUUUGGAAGGAUAUACGAAGUGAACAAUGUGUUGAUCGAGUACUGUCCAAAUUAGAUAAUCAUGACAAAAAUUAUUUUAAGCAUAUUUCUGGCUUACCUGUUUCACCAUAUUUCUCGGCGUUGAAAUUGCGUUGGUUGUUUGAUAAUGUAGCCGAGGUGAGGAAGGUGCAUCGUGAAGGUUUUUGCAAAGCUGGUACAGUUGACUCGUGGAUUGUGUGGAAUCUUACCAAAGGCGCCUUGCAUAUUACCGAUGUCACAAAUGCCUCACGCACUCUACUUAUGGACAUUGAUACACUGCAUUGGCAUCCACAGCUGUUGCGCACUUUCAAAAUAGAUAAAAAAAUUCUGCCUGAAAUUCGCAGUAGUUCAGAAAUCUAUGGCCCCAUCACUAGCGAUCGGUGUGUGCUCACUGGUGUACCGAUUAGUGGUAUUCUUGGCAAUCAACACGCUUCAUUGCUGGGACAGAUGUGCAUCAAGCCAGGCCAAGCGAAGAAUACCUACCGUUCCGGCUGUUUUCUUUUAUGCAAUAUUGGCGAUCGUCCAGUUAUUUCGGCGCACGGCCUAAUUACCACGGUCGCCUAUAAGCUGGGACCAAAUAAACCGGCCACAUAUGCACUGGAGGGAUCAGUAGCUGUAGGCGGUCAUGCUUUACGUUGGUUGGAGAAUCGUUUUCGUCUGUUAAAAGAUUACGCAAAAGCGGAACAAUGUGCUGAGGAGGUGUCCACAACGGGAGAUGUGUAUUUUGUGCCUGCUUUUACGGGUCUCUAUGCGCCAUAUUGGCGGAAGGAUGCACGUGGUUUAAUAAUUGGCCUGACGCAAUACUCCACAAAGCAUCACAUAGUGCGUGCUGCCCUUGAGGCGAUCUGCUUUCAAACGCGCGACAUACUGGAGUGCAUGCAUCAGGAGAGCGGUUUUCAGCUGAAUAAAUUGCAUGCUGAUGGCUCGAUCAGCAUGAAUAACUUACUAAUGCAAUUACAGGCCGAUACGGCAGGACUGACUGUUUUUCGAUCUCAAUUGACUGACACUACAGCAUUUGGUGCUGCAUUGUGCGCCGCGCAAGCGGAAGGCAUCGACUUAUUCUACUUUCAUCCCGAUGAAUUGCCUUACGAUGUUUUAGACUACGAUACUUUCUUACCAACGAGCACCGAAGAUGAACGCUAUUAUCGUUAUGGUAAGUGGAAGCGCGCAGUGGAGCGCAGUAUGGGCUGGGUAAUUAAGAAACCUGUGCGUCAAAUAACCGAUGAAACAUACAAGCUAUUAUCCUCGGUACCGGCGGCAUUGUUCGUCAUGAGUACUUUUGCCAUGAUUAUUCACUCGGCGAGGAGGUAGCUUAAAUGUAAAAAUUGUACAUAUUCACAUACAUACUCGUAUGUUUAAAAGAGUAAACGUGUUUAUAUGUAUGUUCAAAUAUGCAUGUACUUAUGAAGCUAAAAGCCUUACUUAAUUUGUUAACUAAAUAGUUUUAUAUAGCAGGAGUUUUGCUUUGCUGAAUUUUGCACCAAUACUUACCUAAGUACAUGUACUUAUAUACAUAUGUAUCUAGCUUUUAAGUAUGCAAGUUAAUUUACCCGGUCACGGUUGUUUUAAAAAAAACAAUUUUUAUCCGGUGAACGGUCUUUAUUUGUUGAAACUUAAUUUACAACUGACUUAAAAAUUAUUCUUAGUUCUAAUACUAAAGCUAAGCCCGUGUGCCAGCAACGUGACCCAUUCUUUUCUGAAUAGGCGUUUCCCACGGAAACGCCAAUCGCUGCUCUGGUAUCUCUUCAAAAGCGUUGCUCGUGUGGAGUGUUGGGUUACCGUCAUACUUUGGUUGAGGUGUGUGAACUGUUGCGUUAGCUUGCAGUUUACUAUUAUACGAGAACCCACACACUUGUGCUCAAGGGUAUUAUAAUUUUGUAUGUAACAGCAUACAGGAAUGAAGAUAGAGAUAGACAUAUGCACACAAUAAUUGUAUAUAUCAAAAUGUUCAGAACGAUAAGAGGGAUCGUGCGUUAACUGAUACACAUAUUACUCAAUCUACUAUCCAAGGUAGUUUGGUAUUAAAAAUGGACAAAAAACGGGCAAUAACCACGCUCUCUUGUCGAAUAAGGGACAAAUGACGAACUUAAAGAUAAAUACUGACGCAAAUAAAA